Messenger RNA from Lucilia cuprina (Australian sheep blowfly), 1199 nucleotides. Its product is annotated as steroid receptor RNA activator 1. Gene Ontology annotation, cellular component: nucleus. The record is from RefSeq and is a predicted model, not a curated record. The coding region runs from base 184 to 1059 and encodes 291 amino acids. Gene Ontology annotation, biological process: regulation of transcription by RNA polymerase II. The transcript has 2 exons. NCBI's taxonomy places the organism in Eukaryota, Metazoa, Arthropoda, Insecta, Diptera, Calliphoridae.
UAAUGUUUGACGGCGCAGGUCUUUGAGAGACGUCACUGCACAAGCAAUUGAUUUUAUUUUUAAUGUAAAAAACGUAAAAAUUUAGUGAUAUAAAUUUAAUAAAAAGUUGUGCAAAUAACCAAUAACUUUAGACAAAAAAAGAAAUAAUUAAUUUAUAAAGAAUAUAAAACACAAGAAGAUAACAUGGCCGAUAAACCACCAACAACAGCAAUGCCAGCAGCAAGUGAACCAUUUCCAGGUUCCCGCACACCCGGCUGGAAUGAUCCACCCACAUUGGCCUAUAAUCCACUAUCGGCAUCGUCGGGCGGUGGCCCUGGACGGCCACGUAUUAAUCUCAAUAAAAGAGUAGCUUAUCCUCUGCAAGGUACUGUUACGCCCACGGCCAGCUCAACAAAACCCACAGCGGUGGUGCUACCAAAUCAAGCUAGUGCUGGUUUGCCACCACCACCACCACCCACAACGGCCUCUAUAAUGCAACCCGUGGCUGUGGUACAUCCCAUGCCACAUAAUGCUAGUGAACAGGAAAAUAUAAGUCUACCCACAGAUGCUGUCAGCAGCAGCUUUCGUUGUCUAAGGGAGCGAGUUCCUCUAGUGCAAGAAUCCAUAAAUGUACGCCGAGAAGAGAUAGAAAGGCGCUUGGGUGUUAUAGAACAACUUUGGCAAACGGGUAAUCUGAGUGCGGCCGUGCAGCAGAAAAUCUAUCGUUUAAGUCAGGCCGUCUCAAGACGCUCUCACAAUGAGGCCAUGGAAAUCUAUACAUCGCUAGUAGCAAAUCAUGCCAAUGAAUGUACUUCCUGGGCUGUAACACUACGACAUAUUGUCUUGACAAUACCGAAUAAUAAUUCGGCUACAACUAGCGGCCAUGAGUUCAUGAUCAAUACCGCUAAUAGCACGCCUCUGCCGGCUGUUAAUCAUGCUACAGGAAGCUCAAAUUUAGUUACUGCUGUACCCACCAUGACUGUUACCGCUAUGCCACGUUCCUCAACGGAAGAAAACCCCUUAUCCUCCUCCGCCAAUUCGACUGUAGCUCCCGCCAUCUCUAGAGUUCAGCAUAUAUGAUAAACAUUUCAAAAAACAUCUAUCCCAAACACAAUAAUAUUUUAGCAACAAAAACCCACUUUCCAAGCCAAUUUGAAAUUUGAACAUUUUAAACACGCAUUUAAAAGUUUUAAACUUUUGUUCCUCUUAAUUUGUGGCUA